This is a messenger RNA of Dermatophagoides pteronyssinus (European house dust mite), 3646 nucleotides long. Its product is annotated as transcriptional regulator ATRX homolog. NCBI's taxonomy places the organism in Eukaryota, Metazoa, Arthropoda, Arachnida, Sarcoptiformes, Pyroglyphidae. Gene Ontology annotation, molecular function: ATP hydrolysis activity; ATP binding. The record is from RefSeq and is a predicted model, not a curated record. Gene Ontology annotation, cellular component: nucleus.
AAUACACACACGCGGAAACGCGUAAUAAGAAAUGCGCGCGCCAUCGAAUAUUCGAUUUGCACGCCACCAAUCCAAUAAAAAAUCAAUGUUUGUUUCAUCAUUCUUGAAAAAAAAACUGUUUUUUUGUUUCUUUGCUUCAAAUCAAAUCGAAAUUAUUACAAACAAACAACCAAAAAAAGAAAAAGAAAUUAUGGGUGAUAAAAAAAGAAAAUCGACCAUAACAAAUACUACCGAUCCAAAGGCUUUAGUAAAGUUGCCUCAACAACAACAACAACAACAAAAAGGUCCUGUUAUAAUUAAUUAUCCAACUUUACAAUCAGGAUCAUCAAUUCCUGUUAUGCUUAUAACAAUGAAUCCAAGUCAAAAUCUAUUACAGCAAACAAAUACCGUAUCAACAGGUGUAAAUAUGAAUCUAUUGAAAGAAUUGAUUAACAAAUCAUUUGAUAUGGUCAAACAAAAUAAUCGAUCACGAUCAUUUAAUCGACAAAAAUUUGAACAAAUUUUAACAAAUUUACAGAAAAAUUUAGUUCUUCAUAUCGAAGCUAAUCAAUCUAAAUUGUUGAUCAAUGAAAAUGUUACUACCGCUGCUGCUGCUGCUGCUCAUGAUAAUACGAUUAUUCAACCAUCAUCAUCAACAGAAAGCAAGGAAAUUAUUGUCAUUGAUAGCCCGGAACAAAAAUCAACAGUCAAAAUGGAUGGUGAUACUAAUAAUGAUGAUGUAGUGAUGGAAAAAUCAGUGUCUAAUGUAAAAAAUCAUCCAACAACAAAUUCAUUUGAAUUUCCUAUUUCUAUCGAAAAAUCGAAUACUAAACGAACAAAGAAAAAACAAAAAUGCACUCCCAAACGACAGAAACCUGCACCAAAAACAACAACGACUACGACGACGACAACAACAACAACAGCGAUUACUGUGAAUGAAAUAUCAUCGGGAACAUCUAGAUUUGCUGAUAUUGAUUCUGAUGAUGAUAUUGAAAUUAUUUCGGAAAUUACUCAUAAUAAACAGGAUACUAAUCAACCUAAACCACCAAAGAUUAUUACACAUGAUCAUAAUUAUGCAUAUGAUGGUCAUGAUCAUUCAUCCACAGAAAAUGAAAAUGAAGAUAAUGAUGAAGAAAUGAAUAAAGAUCAUGAUCAAAGUACACAUAUAGAUGUUAUGCAAAAAAUGCUUGAAGAAUUAAAACAAGAUGAUGAUGAUGAAAAACCAGUUGUGGCUAUAACAGAUUGUCAGGAAAUAAAAUCAACGCAAAACAAUCUACACAAAACUGACAUAAAUAAUAAUAAUAAUGUUGAAUCAUUCAACAACGAUGAUGAUAACAGUUGUAUGUCUAGAAAUGUAUACACAAGACAUUGUAUACGUGAAAUACGUGGAUUCAGUGAUCUUAAUGUUCGUGCACAACAAGCAAUUCGUGAUGAUAUUGAACGUUGUGAACGUUUAAAAGAAAAGAAAAAAUUUUUGGAAAAAUUUUUAUCAAAAAUAUCCGAUAAUAAUGAUCGUCUUAUCCUAGAUAUUGAUAAUCGUAAUGGAAAAAUUUUGGUCGAAGUUGAUGAAGGUCUUGUUCAAAUAAUGAAACCACAUCAAAAAGAUGGUAUACAAUUUAUGUUUGAUUGUACAAUUGAAAGUGUUGAUCGUUUAAAAAAUCAUUCUCAUCAAACUGGUUGUAUAUUGGCACAUUCAAUGGGUCUUGGUAAAACAUUACAAGCAAUUGCAUAUUUACAUACAGUUAUGACCAAUGAACAUUUAGCAAAAAUUAUACGUAAAGCUUUGAUUAUUGUACCAUAUAAUGUAUAUAAAAAUUGGCUUGAUGAAAUACAACAAUGGUUUGAUGAAUGUCGUCGUUAUAUUGAUGUUGCACGAUAUGAAUUAUCUCGUUCAAAAUCUAUUUCAGAACGUUUAGAAACAUUAAAAGAUUGGCAUCGAACUGGUGGUAUAUUGGUAAUGACUAUUGGUACAUUUACACGUUUAGUAUUGGGACGUAGUUUUCAUGAAGAAGAAUUACCCGAUGGUAUGACCAUUAUAAACAAUUGUCUUUUAACACCGGAUGUAUUCAUAAUGGAUGAAGGACAUUUGUUAAGAAAUUCAUCAAGUCAAAUAAAUCGAGCGGCAUCAAAAAUUGUUACAUUACGACGUAUCAUAUUGACUGGAACACCAAUGCAAAAUAAUUUAGAUGAAUAUUUUGUAAUGGUAGAUUUUGUUAAACCAAAUCUAUUAGGUACAAUACAAGAUUUUCGUAAUCGUUUUAUAAAUCCAAUAACAAAUGGUCAACAUAUUGAUUCGACUAAAUUUGAUGUAAAUUUUAUGAAAAAACGUGUACAUGUUCUGCAUACAAUGCUGCAGCCAUCUAUUCAUCGUUGUGAUUAUCAAGUAUUAGUUCCUUAUCUACCACCAAAACAAGAAUAUAUUGUUUAUGUUCAAUUAACUGAAAUACAAUCAAAACUUUAUCAAUAUUAUUUGGAUAAUAUAACAAAAAAAUCACAACAAUGUUUAUUCAAAGAUUUUUGGAUAUUAUUAUUAUUAAAUAAUCAUCCGGCAUUAUUGAUUGAUAUGUAUGAAAAACAAUAUAAUGUUACAAUGGAUAAUGAUUAUACUAUUGGUAAUAAUGAUGAUUAUGAUGAUGAUAUUUCCAAAACAAAUAAUAUCAUUAUUAAGGAUAAUAAUCAAAGAAAAAUUGCUCAAAACAACAAUAACAACAACAACAACAAUAAACAAUGGUGGACAAAUAUUAUUGAUGAAAAAAAUGUUCGUUGUAUUGAAUUGUCAGCAAAAUUUAUCAUUAUGUUUGCAAUAAUCGAUGAAUGUCAAAAACUAAAUGAUAAAUUGAUUAUAUUUUCACAAAGUCUUAUUAAUCUGAAUAUGAUUGAAUUAAUGUUAAGUAAAUGUUUAAAUGUUGAUUGGAUACGUAAUGUUGAUUAUUUCCGUAUUGAUGGUAAUGUUACGGUUGAAGCAAGACAUCGUAUUAUACAAACAUUUAAUGAUGAAUCAAAUAGAAAAGCAAGAUUAUUGUUAUUAUCAACACGUUCCGGUGGUAUUGGUAUUAAUCUAGUUGGAGCAAAUCGUUGUAUAAUAUUUGAUUGUUCAUGGAAUCCUGCACAUGAUACACAGGCUAUUUUUCGUAUAUUUCGUUAUGGUCAACAUAAACCAUGUUUUAUUUAUCGUUUAGCUGGUUAUGGUACAAUGGAAAAUCGUAUAUAUCAACGACAAGUAUCCAAAUUAUCCAUAUCAAAACGUGUUGUAGACGAAAAACAAAUACGUCGUUAUUUUACAUCAAGACAAUUAGAAGAAUUAUAUACAUUUAUGCGAAGACCAAUAACAAGACAAACAUUACCAGUACCAAAAGAUGAUUUACUUGCUAGUUUAGUAAGAAAAUAUUCACAACAUAUAUUACUUUAUUAUGAACAUGAUUCAUUAUUACAAAAUCGACCGGAAGAAGAAUUGAGUGAAGCUGAAAAACAACAAGCAUGGAUUGAUUGGGAACAAAAUCGUCAUGGUAAUACAAAUGAAAUACGAUCAACACAACAACAACAUGAUUACAAUGAUAAUGAUGAUGAUGAUGAGGAAUUUCAAGAUCCAGAUGAUUAUCGUUCAUUAUUGUAUUGAUUGAUUGUUUUCGUUAAUUUUUGGUUUUUUGUUUUUUUUUUGCUUUGAUGU